Messenger RNA from Asparagus officinalis (garden asparagus), 988 nucleotides. RefSeq names its product auxin-induced protein 6B-like. The record is from RefSeq and is a predicted model, not a curated record. Gene Ontology annotation, biological process: response to auxin. The transcript has 2 exons. Bases 323 to 691 code for a protein of 122 amino acids. NCBI's taxonomy places the organism in Eukaryota, Viridiplantae, Streptophyta, Magnoliopsida, Asparagales, Asparagaceae.
GUUACAAAGACUUCGGUGCAAUGAAUCCAAUGUUGCACAUUAAUUCUCUCCAUCGCACGACAACCAAAUUUCCCUCAAACUAAGCAACCUCUCCUCUCCUCUCCUCUCUCCUCUACUUUAGCUAUCACAUUCCUGCCUCUGUCCUCCACAGGCUCACAACACCACUUAUUCUAUUCUUAGUUAUCCCUGUUAUUGAUUGGCUCAGCAUCAAACCUCUCCUAAUUUUUCCCUAUAAAAACCUCACCAUAACCCCCCCAUCUCACCUCAAUACAAAAUUAAUUAACUUGUCAAACAUAAUCCAAGAAGAAGAAGAGGGCAUAGAAUGGCGAUAGCACGCGAACUGAAGAAGUUGCUCUUCUGCGGAGCAAAGAGCUUUGCUGAUGAUCUCGAAGAAGGCAGCAUUUGGGUUUACGUCGGAGUUGAAGAGCCACAGAGGCUUGAAUUGGAUGCACAUUUUCUGAACCAUCCAUUGUUCGAAGACCUCCUUAAUUUUUCGGUGGAGGAGUUUGGGCAUUCUUAUGAUGGAGCUCUGAGGAUCGCGUGUGAUAUCGAUCUUUUCUCGCAUCUGCUAGGGUUGCUGAGGAAUGGCAAUCCAUCAGUGCACUACAUGGAGCUUCAGCAACUCAAAGAUAGAUUUUACGGACGUAGGGCUCAAGAAUGUCACGGGGGUCGACAAUUGAAAAUAGCUUGAGGAACUGAAGUGCAGAACAACGAAGAUACAUGCGCCAAUACGUAUCAAGGGUGUCGUGUACUUUCAUAUCAUUACAGGACAUAAAAAAGGGAAGGAAAAAAAAAUCCUUUUGAUAUUCAGAAGUUUCGAAGGAAAAACCAAGGACAAAUAUAUGUUAUAAAAUAUAUUUUUAUUUUACCCCUACAUGGCCUAGUGGUUGGAGCUUGAGGCAUUAGUUUAAAAAGCAAAGGGUCGAUCGGUGUCUACAGCAUGUCUAUCCUUAAUUUCUAAUUAUUAGGCAUUGCAACGCUUAUCGGU